CAGAUUAUUGCGCUUUUUUCCCCGUGCCUUCGGUCCCGGGCGGACAUUUUUCCCGGGGCAUCGCAGCGGUCCGGAGCGGUUUUCUCGCAGUAAUUUCCGUCGAAAUCGCCCGCCGAAUGCGUUUCCACGGACGGAUUUCGUCGCGCCGUGCGUUUUUUGAAUGAAACAUCGCGGUCACCGGGACGUACGCGAUACCCGCCGCACUCGGCUGUCCGGGCACGUCGCGUUCCGCACGCGGCUCGCCACUCAUAUAGGCGUUUCACGAGGAAAACGUCUCGGCGUCGCGACUCCGCUUAACCUAUGCGCGCGGGAGCGGACAUCAGAACGUAAAUAAACGACGCGGCACGUUCUCCGAUUCAAUCGCGAAUUCCGUCGGCGAAAAGCCUCGACGACGAGAUGAUCGCUAUCGACGAGAUGGAGCAGAGGGAUCUCCCUCAGGCGUUCCGCCUGCUGGGAGAGAUGAACGCCAACGUCCUCCAGGUGAACCAGCUCGUAGACAACAUGUUGGUUCGCGUGAAGAACGGCGAAAUCUCCACAGACAAGGGCCUCAGCUUCCUGGAGAUGAAGUAUCACAUGCUGCUUUCGUAUCUCAUCAACCUGACCUAUGUUGUCCUGAGAAAAUGCUCCGGCGAACGUAUUGAGGGUGAUCCAUCAAUCGACCGCCUGAUCGAGAUCAGGACUGUCCUAGAGAAAAUCCGACCAAUAGACCACAAGCUUAAGUACCAAAUAGAUAAGCUUGUCAAGACAGCAGUAACCGGUACCAUCAACAGCGACGAUCCCAGUAACUUUAGGGCGAAUCCUGAUGCACUGAUUGCCAAACUCGACAGUGAGGAGGAGGACAGUGAUCAGGAGGAAGACGCAGAUGGUGUCAAGUCAACAACACAACAAUCUAGAAAGUCUAACGUCUACGUGCCACCGAAACUGGCUACUGUGCAUUAUGAUGGCGACGAAACAAUGGCAGAGAAAAUCCGCAAGGCCAACGAGAGAGCACGCAGACGUGCUGUAUCGAACACAGUUCUGCGAGAACUGAAGGAGGAAUAUUUGGACGCACCUGUGGAGGACAGUCAAGGUCUGGGAGAGAAGCGAGCGAUUCUAGUGCGCGAGAACAAGCGAAAGAGCGAAUACGAGGAGAACUACAUGACGCGUUUGCCCGUCACUAAGCAGGAAAAGCACAGACGUCGUCAGAUGACGACUCUGGGCACUCUUGGUGAUGAGAUCACCAAUUUCGGAGAGUCAUCUACCAAAACCGCCAAGAAAAGAAAAGCUCAGAGGAAGGGCAAAGCUAAAAAGAGUUUCAAGAAAAAACGGCAUCAUUAAGAGCACAUGAUUAAGAAACAACUGGGACUUGCGACGAGACCCUGGGGUUUAAUACAGCAUUAAUGAUUAAGGUAAAAGGUAAAAAAAGAAAUAAAUUUACUCGACUUCUUCUUCGAAACAAAAAGCAGAUGCCACUAAUACUCGUUAUUAAGUUAAGCUAAAGGCGUAACAUCGUAACAUCUAGUAAUAAAAAAAAAGACAACGUGUGUCGACGAUGGAAGUAAAAAUAGCACGAUGAUAAUUUAUUACUGUAUAAGACAUACUAAUGGUCGUGUAAUUGAUAAUUCUAGUUAAUAAUGAUUUUAAUCUUUAACUGUUGUCUGAGAGAUCAAUUUUGAUCUGUGGAGUUGAGAUGCAAGAUCCAUCGGGAAAAAAUCGAUAUUCCAUGUGAGUGUGAAUGCGAUUGAGAAACAACGUCGAAGUAACGAUGGCACAUACGAGCUUAAUGGAAAUUAUGUGUCGUAAUAGCGUAAUAUUGUAUUGUAAUGUUGGAUCGAGUAGCGAACUUAACGGCUCCAAGAUUGAAAAUUGUGAAUUACACGUAAAAGUUGAAAGCAGAACAUUCUUCUGCUUUAUUUUGAAAUAUUCUCCGGCUAUAUAGAGAGAAGUGAUGGGAGAGAAGGGUGAAAAUCAGUAAACAUAGCAGGAGAGACGAUAUUGAAUUAAUUGUUAAUGAAAAGCGUAAAAAUCACAAGACAUUCCCAACAAAACGCAGAAGUUACAAAACUCAAGAUUUAAAGAUGAAAGAAGCAAAAACAAAGCAAAACAAGCAUUCUUUAGGAACUCUUUACGCACUCGGCGCAACUUUUGAAAACGGAAAAAAAGAAUAAAAGAAGCAAAAACGAUGUUUCGUCGAUAUCCGCAUGUCUUAGGAUUUUCUCGCUGUCUUAGAGUAGUGAAGUAGUUACUAGUUUUACUAUAUUAUAUGUAUGUUUCGUUUGUGUUUUUCCCCUGGUGAAACUGUUGAGGCUAUUAUAAACAUUUGAAUGUGAGUCAUGUUUUUAUGUUAAGUCUCAUUUCUCUUUUUUACUUUAUUAUUAUUAUUACAAUGUGCUUGUGCAUUGUACAUUUGUUGUUUUUGCGUUUUGGGUUUAAGUCGUUAAACUUAUAUUGAUGGUAAUAUAAGGAUAACACGAGCGUGUCAAAAUUCAAAAUUGUCGUCAUGUUCUCAGAUUUGAUUUCGAUUGACCAUUUAUUUCAUUUUCUCAGAGGGAGAGAGAGGGGGAGCUUGUCAUAUCAAACAGUAACGGAUAAAAAGCGACUAACGAAGGAAAAAACGAACGAACGAUUGAACGAACGAACGAAGACUUUGGGCGAAAAUCACUUCUGCAAAACCUGAUAAAUAGGAUAUUUGUACAAUCAAAUUGUGCGCGCGAGAAUGAGAAUCGCGUUGUCUCCUUAAAUGGGUUGCAUCUUUUCUUUAAUGUUGUUAAACGCGGGGCCUCGCGCAUGGUCGCGGCGUGUCCCGGGUGUGAUGUUCCUUUUUAAAGUAGCUAGGAGAGAGGUGCUAGAUUGAGCGAUCCUUACUUGUUCUAUACAGAGAAUAUGUACAUAUGUUAGAUAUAUAUGCGUUCAUAUAGUCACACAUUGCUCAUUCCGUGCAGAAGUGGUCCCACCCUCCCCGGUUUUACCCUCGCGAGAGGUAAACUUAAACGUGGUUCGUUGCGUAUGCUGGCCAAGGGCUCAACCAUCCAUAGAUAUUAUAUUUUUUACAGAAGUGUUCAUAGAUUGAGCCAACUUGGCGCGGCGCCGACGAUAUGUCACUCGUCUCCCCCUCUCCUCGACGUUCUGUGAAGACGAUUAAUUAAAGAAGAAAAAAAAAA
Pogonomyrmex barbatus (red harvester ant) is the source of this 3140-nucleotide messenger RNA. Its product is annotated as neuroguidin. Gene Ontology annotation, biological process: maturation of SSU-rRNA from tricistronic rRNA transcript (SSU-rRNA, 5.8S rRNA, LSU-rRNA). Gene Ontology annotation, cellular component: nucleolus; small-subunit processome. The record is from RefSeq and is a predicted model, not a curated record. NCBI's taxonomy places the organism in Eukaryota, Metazoa, Arthropoda, Insecta, Hymenoptera, Formicidae.